CUCUUACCAUUUAACAACAAUCAAUAUCACAUAACAGAUUCAAACUAGAAGAAGGCAUCUUUCGCUACAAAAAUUAUGGAACGUAAACACGACAAGGCUAUGGAUUUUUGAUACUUCGGGGUUUGGGAUUACUUUUUUGUUUUUUUUGUUUUUGGGGAUAAAUGGCGUUGUUUCGCAAAUUGUUCUACCGUAAGCCUCCAGAUGGUUUGCUCGAGAUAUGCGACAGAGUUUUUGUGUUCGAUUGCUGCUUCUCUACCGAUUCAUGGGAAGAAGAAAACUACAAAGUUUAUAUGGCGGGAGUAGUCAAUCAACUACAGGAGCACUUCCCUGAAGCAUCCUCUCUGGUUUUUAAUUUCCGUGAUGUGGGUACCCGAAGUGUCAUGGCUGAUGUCUUGUCAGAACAUGGCUUGACCAUAAUGGAUUAUCCUCGCCACUACGAAGGCUGCUCGUUGUUGCCUGUGGAAAUGAUGCACCAUUUUCUCCGGUCAAGUGAAAGUUGGCUCUCACUCGGCCCAAAUAACUUGUUGCUGAUGCAUUGUGAAAGCGGGGCUUGGCCAGUUUUAGCUUUUAUGCUAGCUGCCCUCCUUAUAUACCGCAAGCAGUAUAGUGGUGAGUACAAGACCUUGGACAUGAUCUACAAGCAGGCUCCUCGUGAGCUUCUGCGUUUGUUCUCACCGUUGAACCCAAUUCCUUCGCAACUUCGCUAUCUACAGUACGUGUCUAGAAGGAAUUUGGUCUCUGAAUGGCCUCCACUCGAUAGGGCUCUCACCAUGGAUUGUGUUAUUUUGAGAUUUAUUCCUGAUGUUACUGGACAAGGAGGCUUUCGCCCUAUCUUUCGAAUCUAUGGUCAGGAUCCGUUUUUUGUAGAUGAUAAAAAGCCCAAGCUUUUGUACUCUACUCCCAAGAGAGGGAAACACCUGAGGGUCUACAAGCAGGCAGAAUGUGAACUAGUCAAGAUUGACAUUAAUUGUCAUGUGCAAGGUGAUAUCGUGAUUGAGUGCCUCAGUUUGAACGAUGAUAUGGAAAGAGAGGUUAUGAUGUUUCGAGUGGUUUUCAACACUGCUUUUAUUAGGUCAAACAUUUUGAUGCUCAAUCGUGAUGAUGUCGACACAUUAUGGCAUAUAAAAGAAUUCCCAAAGGGGUUCAGAGUUGAGCUUCUCUUCUCAGAUAUGGAUGCUGCCUCAUCUGUUGACUUGAUGAACUUUUCGUGUUUGGAAGAGAAAGAUGGUCUUCCUAUAGAAGUUUUUUCCAAAGUUCAUGAGUUCUUCAAUCAAGUUGACUGGGUUGAUCAGACCGACGCCACACGUAAUAUGCUUCAGCAGUUAGCCAUUGCAAAUUCUGUUCAGGAUGGACCAGAUGGCAAUUCAAGCCCAAGACUACAAGGGUUAAGCCCUAAAACUAUCCAUGAUAUUGUGAAACAUGCAGCAAUUGAAAAUAGUGCAAAGUUCAAACUGUCUUCAAUGUCUGAGGUCGAAACAAUCGAUACACCAGAAAAGUCUCCUACUGAUACAGUCAAGAAAUUUAUAGCAGAAGAUCUGCAUUCUGUCCUUCAGAUAAGUAAUCAGGCAAAUACCAACAGCCAAGAUGAAACAAAGUUGUUACAUCAAGAGUCCCCUUCUCUCAAGCUCGUGCAUCAUUCUGCAACAGUUAAACCUCUUCUGGACGGCUCUAAAUCUUCAGAAAAUGCCGAGGAGAAUAUUCUGAAUAGUCCUCCUUCAGCAAACAAUGGGAAAGCGGUCUCGUUUUUGCCAUCCACACCGUCACCACCUCAUCCUGCAAGACCAAUGUUAGCUCUAUCAGGAGCACCUCCCCCGCCUCCUCCACUUCCAGAUGGUGCUUCUAAACCUUCAGAGAAAUUUCAACAUUCUAUUGACCAGCCAACUGAGUCGCUUUCACAAGGAAAUUCCUGGAUGUCAUUAGCAGGCUCUACAUUUCAUCAAACAACUCCAAACGAAAAAAAUUCCAGUACUCUGCCAACUGCACCUCCCCUUGCUUCUACAUCUUAUGUAUGCCCUGAGCCAUCUUCCAGAACAACGAAUUCAUCAUCACUGUCACCCAAAGCAUCAUUAGCUACUCCCGCCAAAUCAUCAAAAUCUGAUAAAGUAAGUUCAUUUGGUCCUACUAAUUCACCUCAUAUAGGAGCUUCCAAUGAUGUUGCUUCAAAUCUUGGAAAACCAGAGAGUUCACCUCCUCCAGAGUCUAAUUUAGACAAAGUGCCUUCUUUGCCUCGACCUCCUCCUCCUCCCCCUCCCCCUCCAAUGCAGCAUUCAGAACAUAAAACAAUCACUAAAGGUCCCCCUCCACCACCCCCACCACCAGCACCUAUUGUUCAUAGCUCUUCUCCUGCUCCUCCUCCCCCUCCUCCCGCUCCUCCAACACCACAAUCUAAUGGAUUCUCUGCUAUAAAAAGUUCACCUCCUACCCCUCCUGCCCCUCCUGCCCCUCCUGCACCACCAUUAGGUCAGACUAGGGCACCGUCAGCACCACCUCCUCCUCCUCCAAAGUUAGGAACCAAUUUAUCCCCAUCUUCUGGUCCUAAUGUUCCUCCAACGCCUGCUUUACCAACUGGGUCUCUUUCAUCGGGAAAAGGGCGAAUGUUACGUGUUAAUCUAAAGAAUAGUCCAACCAAAAAGUUGAAACCAUACCACUGGUUGAAACUGACAAGAGCUGUCAAUGGGAGCUUAUGGGCUGAAACACAAAUGUCUAGUGAAGCUUCUAAGGCUCCUGACAUUGACAUGACCGAGCUUGAAAGUCUUUUCUCUGCAUCUGCUCCAGAGCAGGCAGGAAAAUCGAGACUAGAUAACUCUCGUGGACCUAAACCUGAGAAAGUCCAACUGAUUGAUCACCGGCGAGCAUACAAUUGUGAAAUCAUGCUUUCAAAAGUUAAAGUACCUUUGCAGGAUUUGACGAACUCAGUGCUUAACUUGGAGGAGUCGGCUCUUGAUGCUGAUCAGGUUGAGAACCUAAUUAAGUUUUGCCCAACAAGAGAAGAAAUGGAAUUACUGAAGGGUUACACUGGUGACAAGGACAAGCUUGGAAAAUGUGAACUGUUCUUCUUAGAGAUGAUGAAAGUCCCACGAGUAGAAACAAAGCUCAGAGUAUUCUCAUUCAAGAUGCAGUUUUGCACUCAGAUUUCUGAGCUCAGGAAUAGUCUAGGUGUUGUGAACUCCGCAGCAGAGCAGGUAAAAAAUUCUGAAAAAUUCAAAAGAAUAAUGCAGACAAUUUUAUCUCUUGGGAACGCCCUAAACCAAGGAACGGCUAGGGGUGCUGCUGUUGGGUUUAAAUUGGACAGUCUUCCAAAACUCAGUGAAACUAGGGCGCGUAACAACCGUAUGACUUUAAUGCAUUAUCUAUGCAAGAUUCUUGCUGAGAAAAUUCCAGAAGUUUUAGAUUUCACAAAAGAGCUAUCCUCAUUGGAACCGGCAACAAAGAUUCAACUUAAGUUUUUGGCUGAAGAGAUGCAAGCUAUAAACAAAGGACUGGAGAAAGUUGUGCAGGAGUUGUCCUUGUCCGAAAAUGAUGGCCCAAUCUCACAUAAUUUUAACAAGAUAUUGAAGGAGUUCCUUCAUUAUGCAGAAGCAGAAGUAAGGUCCUUGGCUUCACUAUAUUCGGGAGUGGGAAGAAACGUGGAUGGCUUAAUUCUGUACUUUGGUGAAGACCCUGCUAAGUGCCCUUUUGAACAAGUGGUGUCGACUCUUCUAAACUUUGUAAGACUGUUCAAUCGUGCGCACGAAGAAAACGGAAAACAGCUCGAGGCAGAAGCAAAGAAAAAUGCUGCCGAAAAGGAGAAAUCAAAAACAGGUGGAUUGGAUAAAGAAAUCAAGAAGCCCUUGAAUGAAGAAGUCGAGAAGGAGGAUACAAAAACAAGUGGAUUAGAAAAAGAAAUGAGCGAACGACUGAAGGGAAGAAGCACUCCUUGAAUAACUGGCUGGUCCAUUUGUAGAUGGAAAUGGUCCAGGACUCGGCUGACCUUGAGAAGAAGCAUCUAUGAAGGUUAGGCCGUGCUUAAAACUGGCUUAGACCAUGGAACAACAGAGGAAGUGAGAUGUUAAGGACAACAUAAUUUUAGCUUCUUAACGGCAAAGCUAACUUGUAAAAUAGGGAGGGCUAUAAAAUAUUGUAAUUAGAAAACAAUAAACAUAGAUACAUCAUCAUACCACAUGUUUGGUCAAUCUCAAUAAGCAAUGUGAUUUUUUUCCCUC
Messenger RNA from Capsella rubella, 4202 nucleotides. Its product is annotated as formin-like protein 13. The coding region runs from base 162 to 3920 and encodes 1252 amino acids. Lineage: Eukaryota; Viridiplantae; Streptophyta; Magnoliopsida; Brassicales; Brassicaceae. The transcript has 17 exons. The record is from RefSeq and is a predicted model, not a curated record.